Messenger RNA from Sabethes cyaneus, 1434 nucleotides. RefSeq names its product protein amalgam (gene wrapper). Bases 1 to 1434 code for a protein of 477 amino acids. Lineage: Eukaryota; Metazoa; Arthropoda; Insecta; Diptera; Culicidae. Gene Ontology annotation, biological process: synapse organization; homophilic cell-cell adhesion. Gene Ontology annotation, cellular component: neuronal cell body; plasma membrane; axon. Gene Ontology annotation, molecular function: axon guidance receptor activity; protein binding. The transcript has 6 exons. The record is from RefSeq and is a predicted model, not a curated record.
AUGGUGUACGGACAGUAUCAACAGUUCCGGAGCGUACCAACAACUGUCAAGACCUACGAAAAUGAAACAGUUCUACUGCCCUGCUACCACAAUUCUCCCUACAGAUACGUUCGCUGGUCCCGGGAUGAUUUGCUGCUGGCCGAUUCCCGGUAUCCGGAUUUGACGCCACCACCGCGGGUGCAGCUGUGGAAAAACGGCAGCCUCGAGGUCAGCCGGGUGCAGAUGGACGAUACGGGGGACUACACGUGCGAAAUUACCACCGAAGGCGGGAAGGCACUGCAGCAGCAUGCGAUCGAGGUGCAGUACCCUCCAACAGUUUCCAUAUAUCCAUCAAAUCAAAUACAAAUCAAAGUAGGUCAAAUUCUGGAAAUCAUUUGCGACACAACAGGUAUACCGCAGCCAUAUAUUACGUGGAACUUCAAGAAUGAAAACGCCAGUGCAUCUUUUGAGAAUAGCCGCAAAAUUAGCGUUUUGAUAGAGGACAAAGAUUUUGCUGGCCCCAUCGAAUGCCUCGCAACCAACGGCGUUGGUGAACCGGCCAGUGCCGUACUCGACGUUUACGUCGAGUUUUUACCGGAAGUGACCGCCAAAACGACACCCGUCCACACGAAAGUCGGACAAAGCGCACAACUGGAGUGUAUCGUGACUUCCGCACCGACUGCAUCCGUCCACUGGUUUCACAAUGGUUUGCCCCUACCAUCGGAUCGACGAUUUUCCAAGCAGGAUAGCAUCGUCAGUGCACCGCAAUACCACACCGUAUACCGCCACGUGCUUCUCAUACGAAACCUUCGCGACGCCGAUCUGGGUCAGUACGAGUGUAAAGCCGAGAAUAAAAUCGGAAUCAAGGGAACCCAUAUAGAGCUAACCGGACGGCCAAUGCCCGCUUCGUUCAAGCCAUCGGCAGAGAUGUCCUCGCCGACGACACACAACCUCAUCUGGCAGGUGGAGAGUUUUUCGACCAUCAUCGAAUACAAACUAAAGUUUAGAAAGAUUCCCUCGGGUAAUGUAACGCCGAAUAAGCGCUAUCCUAACCUGGCGUGGAGUGAACUUAUCAUACCGUCCGAUGGUUCUGCGGGACCGCUGCACAGUACCGGUUAUACGCUGCAGGGUCUACAGUCUGCCAGUGUCUAUGAGGUUGUUGUGUUGGCCCGAAACCGGUACGGUUGGAGUGAUGCCAGUAAUAUUUUGAGAUUUGCAACGGGUGGUGAAGUUGAGCUGACAGAUCCAGGAUACCAAACAACGGAGACUACUAUUGAUUAUUCUGAUGAAAGUGAAGAUCCUAACAUUACAGACAAUAUAAUUUCGAGGGACUACGAUUACCAUCUGAGUUUCCAGAUCAGUGAAUCUAGAAGCUCCACAGCUAGCGUCGACAUUCCGAGGGGAACCAUACUGGCCACGUUAUUAGCACUGGUAGUAUUACUUCGGUGUAAAUAA